This is a messenger RNA of Actinia tenebrosa (Australian red waratah sea anemone), 712 nucleotides long. RefSeq lists its product as uncharacterized. NCBI's taxonomy places the organism in Eukaryota, Metazoa, Cnidaria, Anthozoa, Actiniaria, Actiniidae. The record is from RefSeq and is a predicted model, not a curated record.
AUGUUUAAAAUAUAUUUAUUAGAGAAACAUGCCGCUGAAAUAAGCCCGGCCAAAGAAGUGAAUGGCUUCGAACGAGGUUAUUAUGGACCAAGAAGGAGAAAGCUUUGCAUACGUACAAACGAACACCUGAAAGAGGCAUACUUGAAAGAGAGUUUGAACUACGUGACAUUUUGGUUGGAUCCCUUUCCUUCGUCUACUCCAAAAGGAAAGGCAAUUCUAGGAAAACGAGGGUCGGCUGACGACGACGAGCUCAUCUGCCUUGACUUUAGGCCGACGGGAAACAAGAAAACAAAAACAGAAGUCAAGAAAGAAGGUGAUAGUCGCUUCAACAGCUAUUUGUCAAAACUACGCCAAACCGAACAUGGCUCAAAAAUGGCCGAUUUUAAAAUAAAGUGUUGGGCAAGAAUGUUGGUAAAUGGAAGUCACGAUGACGAGACAGUGCCACCAAAUGUUUCGUUUUUUGCGACAGAGCCUAAAGGUGUAGUUAAGUCAUCAACAUCGACUUCCACGUGUUCUACCUCAGCACAACCCAGCAAACGAGAAAUGGAUGCCACGGGAGUAAACGAAGCGCAGAUCAAAGCACGAGGACUAAUUCUUGGCUAACUAGUUGAGCUGAAGAACCUGAGGGAUGGCGAUGUCAUUAGCAACGAGGAGUUUCAAGAGAAGAAAAAGAAGAUGUUGGAGGACCUCAAUAAAACUAAUUGAACCGAGC